Molecule: messenger RNA, 1359 nt
Organism: Ylistrum balloti
Lineage: Eukaryota; Metazoa; Mollusca; Bivalvia; Pectinida; Pectinidae
Exons: 7
Coding region: 1-1359 (452 amino acids)
Source: RefSeq, a predicted model, not a curated record
AUGCCUACAAAAAGGAAGAAGAAAGCGACACCAAAGGGAAAGAACGCAAUAACAAGUGAAAACUCCUCUGGUGCCUCAAGUGAAUCGGAUAACUCAAAGACUCUGGAGAUUCUGAAUAGAAUUUCACAGAAGUUUAUGGGUGCCUGUGAUAAAAAGAAUGGACACAGAAAACAACCAGUAUCAGAGAUAGGAUAUGACGCUGAUGAAGAAGCUUCAACUACUGGUACAUCAGAUAUGAGUACCCAGUCUCCUGCCCAUGCUGAGGCUAGUCUGUAUGACUUUGAUGAACCAGAUUGUGAAAUGCAGGUCUUGCCAGUACCAAAAAAAGGCAAAAAUGCCAAGACAAAGUCAAGUACUGCUCGCUCCAAAAAAUUGUUAACAGACAAGAAGAAGCAUAAGCCAGCAGAACCAGCUGUCAAUAAGGGAAAGAAAUCAAAUAAGUCAUUAAAAAACUCUGAUGUUAAUCCAAUAAACAGUAAACCCAAGGUGUUGAAAAAGACAAAUAAGAAUAAUCAAGAGAAUACACCAGUCAGUAUAAAAUCACAAGUUAAAACAAGACAAGGAUGUGUUAGUGUAAGCAAUGAGACCAGUGACUCUCCCUCGUUCAGUAAGACUCCCGUGGUGACCUUACAGAGGCUCGAUGUUUCAAAUGUUGAAGGAUAUGAGUCAUUUCAAAGGCAACUAAGAAAGAGAAAAUGUGAAGCUCCGAAAGAUCAAGCAACUCCUCAAGUGAAAUCGAAGGUACUGAAAGCUACACCCAUCCUGAAAAAUGUGACGAUAAACAAGCAUCAACAGAGGAAAAGAGACAGUGGUGUGCUAAUGUCUCCUCCAUCCUUACGUAAGAUUCCUGCGCCAGCGUCGACAGACACAUCUACACCUAGCAAUAUAGUUCCUCGAGGCAAACAGAAACAACCUGAUCAUAGUCUUUUGAAUGAAUCCUGCUUUGGCUUUGAUACCAGUGUGUCAUUUGCAGCAGAAACAUCAUUGUCACCUGUCAAAUCCAAAGCCUUGCCACCAAUUACACCUCUGUCUGACUAUGCCUCUAUGGACUCUCUGCAAAUCUCAUAUGAUAUCUCCCGUCGUCAGUCAGUGGGAGAUGACGCUGAUGUGCCAGAGUUGUUCUCCAUGGACCAGGAUGAUUUGUCAUUAAAUAGAAGUAUGACCAAGUCCUACAAAACAUCUACAAAGAGACGACCCAAGAAAGUAGUGUCAACAUCCACAUCCAGUAAACCAGCAGUGUCAACCACAUCCAGUAAAACAACAGUGUCUAAAAAAUCAAAGACGGAUGUCAUUGCAGAGAAGUUCAACACAGAAUUUGAUGAAAUUGAAAAAUUUCAACUUAGCAUUGAAGAAAUGUAG